AGACUAUCACUUGCAAGAUACGAGUGCAUGUACGACCAACACAGUCAAGCCCUUUCCACCCGCCGUGCCCCUCUCGAGACAGGUUCAAGAAAGCGCUCCGGCUUAUUCGUGAUCUUUAAGAGAAUCGAUCUUCGCCUUGUGCCUAAGCACUCGACUAUUACCGACGCUCCACGUGACGGAACGUCAGUUACAGCAUCCAGGGAUGCUGUCGUCGCGGCGUAUACUUGGGUUGUAAAUGGCAGAGGCCAGUAAACGAUGGAAGGAAACUCAUGAGUGAUGGGGUUGUGAACCCCAGAUUGAUCAUGGCUUAUCAAUUCUGGACAUUAUCCGAUUCAUCCUUUAAUAUUCCGAGUUCGGAUCCUUGAUAGGUCUUCUAAUGGAUUUUUCGUAGCCAGUCCAAUGUGACCCUUUCCACAUGACUAGGAUUUCAGCAUCUUGAAUCGUAGAAAGCGGGAACAGGGCCAUCAACGGGCCAUCGUAAACUCGUUUUGCAAAUCGCUUUGGC
Aspergillus novofumigatus IBT 16806 is the source of this 505-nucleotide messenger RNA. RefSeq lists its product as uncharacterized. The coding region runs from base 28 to 252 and encodes 74 amino acids. The transcript has a single exon. NCBI's taxonomy places the organism in Eukaryota, Fungi, Ascomycota, Eurotiomycetes, Eurotiales, Aspergillaceae. The record is from RefSeq and is a predicted model, not a curated record.